Molecule: messenger RNA, 1376 nt
Organism: Eurypyga helias (sunbittern)
Lineage: Eukaryota; Metazoa; Chordata; Aves; Eurypygiformes; Eurypygidae
Gene: FAIM2
Product: Fas apoptotic inhibitory molecule 2
Exons: 11
Biological process (GO): negative regulation of apoptotic signaling pathway
Cellular component (GO): Golgi apparatus; membrane; endoplasmic reticulum
Source: RefSeq, a predicted model, not a curated record
UCUGUGAACAACAAACCCCCAAACUCUGAGGGGCAAGGGGAGAAGAAAGACAAUGCUACGGCUCCACCAGCUCCUCCAACCUAUGAGGAGGCGACAGCAGGAGAAGGGAUGAAGUCUGGUGCUUACCCUCCUCCCCCAUCGGUCCCGCUCCACCCCAGCUGGGCUUACGUUGACCCCAGCAUGAGCCCCAGCUACGGCAGUGGUGGGUACCCAGGGGACACGGAGAUGCUCACAACCUUCAGCUGGGAUGACAGGAAUGUGCGCAGAGUGUUCAUCAGGAAGGUUUAUGCCAUCCUGAUGGUCCAGCUCUUGGUCACUGUUGUUAUUGUGGCUUUCUUCACCUUCUGUGAGCCGGUCAAGGGGUACAUUCAGACACAUGCUGCCUGGUACUGGGCCUCCUAUGCUGUUUUCUUUGUGACCUACUUGAUUCUUGCUUGCUGCUCUGGACCCAGGAGGUAUUUCCCAUGGAAUCUGAUUCUGCUGAGCAUCUUUACCCUCUCCAUGGCUUAUCUCACCGGGAUGCUCUCCAGUUACUACAAUACAAAGUCAGUCCUCCUGUGUCUGGGGAUCACAGCCCUGGUGUGUCUGUCUGUCACAAUCUUCAGCUUCCAGAGCAAGUUUGACUUCACCUCCUACCAGGGUGUCCUCUUUGUGAUGCUCAUGGUGCUCUUCUUUGGUGGCAUCAUCCUGGCUGUGAUACUGCCCUACCAAUACGUCCCCUGGCUCCAUGCGAUCUACGCUCUGCUUGGUGCCAUCAUCUUCACUAUGUUCCUGGCAUUUGAUACCCAGAUGCUGAUGGGGAAUCGUCGGUACUCACUGAGCCCAGAGGAAUACAUCUUUGGAGCCCUCAAUAUCUAUCUGGACAUCAUCUACAUCUUUUCCUUCUUCCUCCAGUUCUUUGGAUCCAGCCAGGAGUGAGUGCAGCAAGGCAGUAUCUUCUCUUUGUUGGCAAGAUGCAAGCGUGUUAAAAAUAUUAAAAGAGGAGGAGAAGAGGGUUAAAAACCCCCAACAAACAAAACCAAACCCACCCUUUCUGGCCCACAAGCAGGCUCCAUUCAGUCAGCUGAGCAAAGCCCCUGGGUUCCUUAUGCAGCUUGUAUAUAUGCUGUUAGGCCUUUGUGACCCAGAAAGCAAAGUAGGGCUUAAGUGUUAUGUCUCUUCUGCUCCCUCCACUCCUACUGAGAUCAAACCAGACUGGGAGGCAUGAGACCAAGGUCGUCUUUUUCCCAGAGACUGGGUCAGAGUUGCUGGUCCGAGUCCUACAUAUCACGGGAUGUUGAAGUGCAGAGAAGAGCUCUGCAAAGGGAAAAUAGCAUUAGGGGAGGACAGUAGGGAAUUUUGCUAGGAUCCUGGCAAGAAAUACUGCUGAACAAAGG